Messenger RNA from Paramisgurnus dabryanus, 1032 nucleotides. RefSeq names its product guanylyl cyclase inhibitory protein. Lineage: Eukaryota; Metazoa; Chordata; Actinopteri; Cypriniformes; Cobitidae. Gene Ontology annotation, molecular function: calcium ion binding. The record is from RefSeq and is a predicted model, not a curated record.
AUGAAGAUGGGACACGCUGCGACCUUACCCUGCAGAAAAGGUGGUACGUAUGUCACUGAGCUUCAUGAAUGGUUCAGGAAAUUUCUGAAUGAGUGUCCCAGUGGACAGAUCACCCUCCAUGAGUUCAGGCGUCACUUCUGCAAUGGCACUGUGGGAAAAGAGUCGGCGGAGUACGCGGAGCAGAUAUUCCGCACGCUGGAUAACAAUGAGGAUGGGGUUGUGGACUUCAGAGAGUAUGUGACAGCUAUCAGUAUGCUUAUUGAGGGCUCAACAGUGGAAAAGCUUCGCUGGUCCUUUAAACUCUAUGACAAAGACAAAGAUGGAGCCAUAACACGGUCAGAGAUGCUUGAAAUCAUGCAGGCUGUGUACAAAAUGAGUGUAGCAGCAUCAUUGACCAAACCUGAUCCAUUGACUGCUGAAGAGUGCACUAAUAGGAUAUUUCAACGGCUGGACAAAGAUAACAAUGCUGUCAUCAGUCAAGAGGAAUUCAUUGAAGGGGCAUUGAAUGACGAAUGGAUCAGAGAAAUGCUGGAGUGUGAUCCAAACACAGUGAAGAUGGAGAGGCCUCUAAAAGGGCACACAGUUCUCUAAAGCAGGGGUUUGCCAACAUAGGAAAAACAAAAAAGUUUCUUUUUUUUUAUUGAUUAGUUUUAUUUUUAUUGUCAUUUUAUUAAUGACAUGUAAGUUUCAUUGCAAAAUAAUUUAUGAUAUAUCAUAUCAAAUCAUGGUCACUGCCAGAGAUAAAAACAUAAAUUGUCAAUUUACUGUAUUUUCACUACUGCUGAUGUAUCAUGAAUUGAUACAAUAUAACAAUAACAACGAUAUGCAUUAUGUUUUUAUUUUAACUCAAUGUAUAGGAAGUUAUUAUUUGUAAAUCAGUAAUUCAACUUUGCUUGUCUAUACAUUUUACUCAUGCCAUUGUGCUUACAUGAAAACUCUAAAUAGUUGUUUUAAUAGCAUAUUAAUUUAAAGCUGUUUUCAGUAUGCCAUGUCAAAAGCUGUCAGUCACUGGAAAGAAGCUACUGGGUACGG